AUGUUAGAAAAACGAUUGGAGCGUAAUCCCGAGCUGAGGCAGCAAUACAAUGAUUUCAUAAGGGAGUAUGAGGACCUCGGCCACUGCAGAGAAGUUAAGGAAGCUGAGGAUCCAAGUAAUAUGGAUACGUACUAUCUGCCGCAUCAUGCAGUAUUACGACCGUCAAGCUCAACCACGAAGUGCCGUGUCGUAUUCGAUGCUAGUGCCAAAAUGGACCCAUCAAAACUAUCGCUCAAUGAGGUUCUUCAAGCAGGACCAGUUGUACAGAAUGGAAUAUUCUCUAUUACGCUGCGAUUCCGUAAGUACGCUUAUGCAUUUUCAAGCGAUAUAGAAAAAAUGUACCGGCAAGUGUUCGUUGCGCCGGAAGAACGCCGAUUCCUCCGAUGCUUUUGGAGGUCCGACCCGUCACAUCCAUUAAGGGUUCUCGAGCUUAAUACCGUUACUUACGGAACAGCUUGUGCGCCAUACCAAGCAACAAGGUGUUUGGUACAACUUGCCAAAGAAGAAGGUUCCGAGUUUCCCAUCGGCUCUCGAAUCUUGACUGAGGACUUUUACGUUGACGAUGCGCUUUCUGGCGCUAACACGUUGGAAGAAGCUCUCGAAAGCCAACGUCAAUUAAAAGAACUGCUAACCAGAGGUGGUUUCCAUAUUCACAAAUGGUGCUCCAAUUCGGCAGAGUUUCUAGAGCACAUUCCACCAGCCGACCGAGAAAGGAAGGUUCCUUUUUAUGAGUACGGAGCAAAUGAAGUAAUAAAGGUGCUUGGAUUGUUGUGGGAUCCUGACGGCGACGUCCUCAUGAUAGCCAAUCCGCCGAAAUGUUCUUUUCAGGAUGAUAAGCUAGCCACGAAACGAAUGAUUUAUUCCGAGGUGGCAAAAUUGUUUGAUCCACUCGGACUGUUUGCGCCAGUAAUUGUCAUGGCCAAACUGUUGGUACAGCAGCUUUGGAAAAUAUCAGCUGGAUGGGACGAUCCCAUCGACGAAACCAUCCGCGAAAAUUGGGCUACUCUGCGCGCAUCCCUUCCAGACCUUGGACGCAUUCACGUUCUAAGGUGUGUUAUGUUCCCGAAUGCGAUUGCAUAUGAGUUGCAUGGUUUUUCCGAUGCAUCGAACGUGGCGUACGGUGCAUGCGUCUACUUGAGAAGUAUUUUCACCAAUGGAUCCGCCAACCUACGUCUUCUAUGCAGCAAGUCAAAGGUUGCCCCAUCAGACGAUGUCUCCAUUCCUCGUAAAGAGCUCUGUGCCGCUCAUCUGCUUUCGAAAUUGAUCAGCCAGGUCGUUCCCGCACUUCAAAUGAACUUUCGAGAAGUUGUUCUCUGGUCGGACAGCACCAUUGUUCUGGCAUGGCUGAAGAAACCGUUAGAUCAACUUCAGACGUUCGUAAGGAAUCGGAUUGCUUUGAUACGAAAGGAUACCAAUGAGUAUCGAUGGAGUUAUGUUUGCUCGGCCAAUAAUCCCGCCGAUAUCGUUUCUCGAGGAAAGCUGCCAUAA
This is a messenger RNA of Wyeomyia smithii (pitcher-plant mosquito), 1488 nucleotides long. RefSeq lists its product as uncharacterized. The record is from RefSeq and is a predicted model, not a curated record. Bases 1 to 1488 code for a protein of 495 amino acids. The transcript has a single exon. Lineage: Eukaryota; Metazoa; Arthropoda; Insecta; Diptera; Culicidae.